AUGGCCUCCAAGAUCGAGUACAAGUCGCAAGCAGCUGCUUAUGAAAUUGAGACGAUCGAUCUGCCAACUAUUGCAAGCCGCAUUAAGAACAGCCAAAUCACUCGAGUGGUAGUCUUGACUGGGGCCGGUAUCAGUACAGCUGCUGGCAUACCUGAUUUCAGAUCGCCCAACACCGGCCUCUACGAUAAACUCGCACCGCUAAACCUCCCCUACCCAGAGGCAAUUUUCCACAUCAGCUACUUUUCCCACACUCCAGAGCCUUUCUAUGCAAUUGCGCGAGCUCGCCAUCCAGGUAAUCUCAAACCAACUAUCUCACAUGCCUUUCUCGCACUUCUAGCGAAGAAGAAUGUGCUGCAUUUUGCUUUUACGCAGAAUAUCGAUGGCCUCGAGGAGGACAUGGGUGUUCCUGCAGACAAGAUCCUUUGGGCGCAUGGCAACUGGAAGAGCCAGCAUUGUUGGAAAUGCAAGGCCGAAUACCCCGACGAUUUGAUGAAAGAGGCGAUCCGUGAGGGUGAAGUGCCCUAUUGCCAGAAGCCCGAAUGUGGUGGUGCAGUCAAGCCGAAUGUUGUGUUCUUCGGGCAAUCCUUGUCCCUUGAAUUUGAUGAAAAACAGAGACUUGUGCCGGAGGCAGACCUUAUGCUUGUUAUGGGAACGAGUUUGAAGGUUGCCCCAUGCUCGCAGUUACCGCGACUCGUCAAAGAGGGAACUCCACGAGUCUUGAUCAAUAUGGAGAGAGCCGGAGAUAUGGGGAACAGAAACCAGGAUGUGUGUGUUCUUGGCCCAUGUGAUGAUGGCGUACGCAAAUUUGCGGAUGAGCUUGGCUGGAGGGAUGAAUUGGAAGCCUUAUGGAGUAGUGUUGUGGAGACCAGGAAAGACGAUCCAGAAUUCGAAGGUGGCCCAAGUCUUGAUGAGUGCAUUGCCAAAGCGGCGAUGCAGAUGGAUGACCGCUUGAAGAUUUCGAACGGACAUAAACGCAUGUUAGAGAGCCACCUGGGUAACAAGCUUGCAAACAUCAAAGCAAAGCCUACAUCACAAUCUUGA
Messenger RNA from Penicillium brasilianum, 1041 nucleotides. NCBI's taxonomy places the organism in Eukaryota, Fungi, Ascomycota, Eurotiomycetes, Eurotiales, Aspergillaceae. The record is from the annotation of a GenBank genome assembly.